AUUUGAUUUACAUAAGUUGGUAAGAAUCAAUCAAUUUGGUAGAGGAGUUGGCGUAGUAGUAGUACUUGGAGUAGCAUUACAACUCCCACCUGAAUCAGAAAUAUAAAGGAGAUCCCUUUUUCUCCGGAAGAAGUUUUCUGAUUGAUGUAUCUCGACAAAAUCGGGUUAAAGAGAGGAACUUUCGGAGAUGGGUUUGUUCGAAUCGGUGAAAUCAAUCAACUGGGAGCUCGAAUCAUCUCCGGUUUACCAGGAUUUUCGUGUUCUUCCUCUUUUCGCUGUCUUCUUCCCUACGAUUCGAUUUCUCCUCGAUAGAUUCGUCUUCGAGAAAUUGGCAAACCAUUUGAUCUAUGGAAAACAUAGGCAAGAUAUGGGAGAUGACACAACCGAGAGAAAGAAGAAGAUCAGAAAAUUCAAAGAAUCGGCAUGGAAGUGUGUUUACUAUCUAUCAGCUGAGAUUCUUGCUCUAUCUGUGACUUACAAUGAGCCUUGGUUUAUGAACACUAAAUACUUUUGGGUAGGUCCUGGAGAUCAGACUUGGCCUGAUCAACAAACGAAGUUAAAAUUGAAGUUUUUGUAUAUGUUUGUGGCUGGUUUCUAUACAUAUUCCAUCUUUGCUCUGAUUUUCUGGGAAACGAGGCGUUCUGAUUUUGGAGUUUCAAUGGGUCAUCAUAUCGCCACUCUCAUUCUUAUUGUCCUCUCAUACGUAUGUAGUUUCUCCCGUGUUGGUUCUGUUGUUCUGGCACUUCACGACGCUAGUGAUGUGUUUCUUGAAGUGGGGAAAAUGUCUAAAUAUAGUGGAGCAGAAAGCAUUGCCAGCUUUUCAUUCAUUCUUUUUGUUUUGUCUUGGAUCAUUCUCCGCCUCAUUUACUAUCCCUUUUGGAUCCUAUGGAGCACAAGCUAUGAAGUAGUUUUGGAGCUUGAUAAGGACAAGCACCCGAUCGAAGGACCAAUUUACUACUACAUGUUCAACACUCUCCUUUAUUGCUUGCUUGUUCUUCACAUAUAUUGGUGGGUUUUGAUGUAUCGGAUGCUUGUGAAACAAAUACAAGAUAGAGGCAAGCUUAGUGAAGAUGUCAGAUCUGAUUCUGAAGGCGAAGAAGAACACGAAGACUGAUUUGAUCACAAAGGUAGAAACUGGUUAAUAUGAAAAGUAAAAGCACGACGUUAUCUCUUAACAUGUUCAGAUUCUUUUGUUCUGUUUCUGUGAUUCUGAUCACUAAUGGAGGAUAAGAGAGUACAUAGACCGAGCAAGAGUCUCCAAUCUCCAACAUUGAACCAACUCAUGGAACAGAAUGGAUUUAGGAUCUCUCAUUCUUAAAGAUUUGGAAAUCGGUUCGAUGCGACCCUAAUAUUGUAGUUGUAUUUACUUGUAUGUAUCCUGAACAAAUUCCAAAUCUUCCUUGAUUGUAUUUGUAUUCAUUUCUCGUUUUGUAUCACUCACCGUUCAUAAUAGAAUAUCAAAUUGAUUCAUGUUUCUUACAA
Molecule: messenger RNA, 1482 nt
Organism: Capsella rubella
Lineage: Eukaryota; Viridiplantae; Streptophyta; Magnoliopsida; Brassicales; Brassicaceae
Product: LAG1 longevity assurance homolog 3
Exons: 6
Coding region: 188-1114 (308 amino acids)
Biological process (GO): ceramide biosynthetic process
Cellular component (GO): membrane; endoplasmic reticulum
Molecular function (GO): sphingosine N-acyltransferase activity
Source: RefSeq, a predicted model, not a curated record